GUGAUCUCCUAGCAAGUUUUUUGAGGGCUGCAUAGUAUCACGAUGCAGAGUGCCACUACUUGGGAUAGUUGCCUAAUUGUCGUUUUUGACUCCCGAUCUGUGAACCUGUAUUGCAAGUUCCAGGAUUAUUUGUCUCGAUGACAUUCCCUUCUGCUGUUUUUUUCCUGGUUUCUGUAUGCUGAACAAAGUUCCUGAUGAAUGGACACUCCCCUAUUGUCUUUCAGGGCAUGGGAGCUGGUGUAAAGAUGCAGCUGUGAUCCUCGGCUGUGUCUCUCAUUGAAGGGACCUGAUGUUUUACGUUAUUGGUGGGAUCACAGUAUCUGUGGUAGCUUUCUUUUUCACCAUUAAGUUCCUCUUUGAACUUGCCGCACGUGUAGUCAGCUUCCUCCAGCAUGAGGACCGGGAGCGCAGAGGAGAGCGGACAAUUUAUGACUACGUGCGAGGCAACUACUUGGACCCCCGCUCUUGCAAAGUCUUCUGGGACUGGAAGGACCCCUAUGAGGUGGGCCACAGCAUGGCCUUCCGAGUACAUUUAUUCUAUAAGAAUGGCCAGCCUUUCCCUGCUCUUCGUCCUGUGGGCCUGCGAGUUCACAUCUGCCAUGUGGAGCUAGCAAUGGAUAUUCCUGUGACCCAGGAAGUACUUCAGGAGCCCAGUUCCAAUGUGGUGAAGGUGGCAUUUACUGUGCGGAAGGCUGGGCGCUAUGAAAUCAGCAUAAAACUUGGAGGCUUGAAUGUGGCAUAUAGCCCUUACUACAAAGUCUUUCAGCCAGGAAUGGUGGUUCCUUCGAAAACCAAAAUUGUUUGCCAUUUCUCCACUUUGGUGCUGACAUGUGGGCAGCCUCACACUCUGCAGAUAGUUCCCAGAGAUGAGUAUAAUAAUCCUACCAGUAACUCGGUAUCACUGAUAGAUGAGCACAACUACAGCCUCUCAAUCCAUGAGCUUGGUCCCCAGGAAGAAGAACCUUCUGAUGUUUUGUUUGAAAAGUCUGUGGUGUCUAAUCGACAGACUUAUCAAGUUUUCCUGAGACUCACCCUACUCCGUAGGGGAUGUUUCCGUGCCUGCAUCUCCUACCAAAGCCAGCCUAUUAGCAAUGGAGAGUUCGAUAUAAUUGUUUUAAAUGAGAGUGAGAAGAGUAUCGUGGAGCGAAAUGUUUCUACCUCAGGGGUCAGUAUCUAUUUUGAGGCCUACCUUUACAAUGCUAGUAGCUAUGCCAAUACCCAGUGGCAACUUCCACCCCUGCAUUGGGGUUCCUCUCAGCGCCGACCUUCCACUGCUACUGAAGAUGAGGAUGAAGACUCUCCUUCUGACAGCCAGACCCCUGAGAAAGUGAAGAAGCCAAAAAAAGUGUAUUGCUAUGUUUCACCCAAGCAAUUCUCAGUAAAGGAGUUCUACUUGAAGAUCAUUCCUUGGCGCCUCUUUACCUUCAGAGUAUGUCCUGGCACCAAGUUUUCUUACCACGGGCCUGACCCUGUGCACAAACUGCUGACGUUAGUGGUGGAUGAUGGGAUCCAGCCUCCUGUAGAGCUGAGCUGCAAGGAGAGGAACAUCUUGGCGGCAACUUUCAUUCGCUCGCUGCAUAAAAAUAUAGGAGGCUCAGAGACCUUUCAGGACAAAGUAAACUUCUUCCAGAGGGAGCUGCGCCAGGUGCACAUGAAGAGGCCCCAUUCAAAAGUUACUCUAAAAGUCAGCCGCCACAACCUUCUGGAAUCGUCACUGAGGGCAACAAGGAAUUUUUCUGUUUCUGACUGGAGCAAAAACUUUGAAGUGAUUUUCCAGGAUGAAGAAGCCUUGGACUGGGGAGGUCCUCGCAGAGAGUGGUUUGAAUUGAUCUGUAAAGCUUUAUUUGACACUACCAAUCAACUUUUUACCCGCUUCAGUGACAACAACCAAGCUCUGGUACAUCCCAACCCCAACCGGUCACCUUUUCUGCGGCUGAAAGUGUAUGAAUUUGCAGGGCGCUUGGUUGGAAAGUGCCUCUAUGAGUCAUCUUUGGGAGGGGCUUACAAGCAGCUGGUGAGAGCUCGUUUCACCCGGUCUUUUUUGGCUCAAAUCAUAGGAUUGCGGAUGCAUUAUAAGUAUUUUGAGACAGAUGACCCAGAGUUCUAUAAAUCUAAAGUUUGCUUCAUCCUGAAUAAUGAUGUCAGUGAGAUGGAGCUAGUCUUUGCUGAGGAAAAAUACAGCAGAUCAGGACAACUUGAGAAGGAGGUUGAGCUGGUAACAGGUGGUGCUCAAAUGCCAGUUACAAAUGAGAAUAAAAUUUUCUACCUGAAUCUGCUUGCACAGUACAGACUGGCGAAUCAGGUUAGAGAGGAAGUGGAACACUUCUUGAAAGGUCUCAAUGAACUGGUCCCUGAAAACCUCCUUGCUAUUUUUGAUGAAAAUGAACUUGAGUUGCUGAUGUGUGGUACUGGAGACAUCAGUGUCUGUGAUUUCAAAGCACAUGCUGUAGUAGUGGGAGGUUCUUGGCAUUUCCGAGAGAAGGUUAUGCGGUGGUUUUGGACAGUAGUCUCCAGUUUCACACAAGAGGAACUGGCCAGGCUGUUGCAGUUCACCACUGGUUCUUCUCAGCUGCCUCCUGGAGGAUUUGCUGCACUUUGCCCAUCUUUCCAGAUCAUUGCAGCUCCGACGCACAGUACACUGCCAACAGCCCAUACUUGUUUUAACCAGCUGUGCCUCCCCACUUACGAUUCCUAUGAAGAGGUGCACAAGAUGCUGCAGCUGGCCAUCAGCGAGGGCUGUGAGGGUUUUGGCAUGCUCUGACUCCCACAGGAGGAGUCCAUCUCGCUUCCUUAAUUCUUCAGGGCAUUGCCCAGCCCCACUUCACUACUCCAGUCUCAUGCCCAACCUAAGGGCAAUGGAGAACGGAGCAGAGGCACCACGCAAACAGAAAUGUCAAUCUGCAAUGUCACAUGGAGGCCUCCCCAUGGCUGAAGUACAUUAUUGGGAGCACAUAUUGCCCCUUCCCCUUCCCAGUAUGGUACAUGAAAUGGAGUGGAGUUCUUCUCUCGAGGUGACAUGGUACUUGCAUUUCACAGGACGUUACUUGUCUGGUUUUCUGAAGGAAGAAAGCUCAUAAGCAAAGAGUUCCAAUUUGUUACAGGAAGAGAUUUGUAACUUACAAUAUUCCAGUUGCUUUGGGGAUGAAUGGACCACUAUGGAGCUCUAAAUCCCCAGAUUAUGGGAAGCCUUAAUACUUUUCCAUGCCUUUGCCCAAGUUUUCACACAAGUUAAUCCCCUUUCCACUUGGAUGUUACUGGAAGGCAUAAAAUCACCCCCACCUUGCUUUUUAAUUUUCUUAGCCACUUUCCCCUGGAUGCUGUCAGCACUUAUUCUUGCAAAAGAGGGAAGGGAGCAUUUAUGUCACUGGAUUACUAGUGCUGAUAUUGACAGUGACCUCGUUCUACCUCUAUCAAGAGCUGGCAACAGGAUAUUAUUUCUGCAGUGGCAGCAGCUUCUGUUGCCUUUGCCACGGAACUGGAAGAAACUUGUUUCUCCUCCCAUCCCUAUUUCUGACCAUGGUCAUGAACUUUGGCAGGAGCUUGUUUUCCCUACCAUCCAACUAAUUUCCCUUCCUCAUAGGAUAGAUGAAUGUAUCUACCUGAGGUCUGAUGCAUAUGCUAGCACUGACCUUUUGGGGUACUUAGAAUGCGGUGGUGGUAGGCCAAGAGGCAGCUAUGAUUGUAUGCAUCAAACAUACCUUUGUAUGCAGGUAGAGUGAGGUGAUCAGUAUUGGAUUGGGCCCAGUAGCUCAUUCUCUCUCCUAUUCUACACAGACAGGCGUCUACCUCUCCCACAUGACAGCCAGAGUAUUCUCUAGCAUGCUUCGGGCAGAGAAUUGUUAAAUAAGGUAUUGUUACCUGUGUCCUUCCCCCCGCCCCUGAUAACCUGCUUUUUGUGUUCUGAGCAUUCCAUGACAUUCGAAGUGGGGUGUGGUUAAACUGCGGGUGCUUAUCCAGGCAGUAAUGAAGUGGUGGGUCUGCAAGGCAACACAUUGCACUACCCACACUUCAGACUACAUGAGGAAGCCAAGAUGAGCUUUCAUGUACAACUGACCUCUUAAUUCUGAACACGUCCUUUCCACUGCUCCUAUUUCCUUGGCAAUGAAGGAGUGGGAAUUCAGGGAUCUCAGCUGGCAGUCUAGCCAUUUUUUUGUCAGCAAAGCCAAAAUCUGAUUGGAUUGUGAACUGAAUAUUUUGUUGGCACCGGAAGUGCAUUUCUCCUGGUCAGGAGAGAGAUGUUGGUGGCUGUUACUAAAUGGAAAGAGCCUACAAUAUGACUGCUUGGAUUGAGGGAGUCCCCCCCCCCAAGACUAGGCUCUUAAUUGGAUGUCUCAUAAGAACAAACUUAGGAAAAAUACAAUUUAUAGUUGUGCCAGCAUUUUUAGUUCAAUCAUUCUGCCAUAGUUUGGGGCUAUAGCAUUGUUCAGAUGACACAUUUUGCUAUUAUUAUUUUUAGAUAGCUGUACUCCCCCUGCCCAACAUAAGCAGAAUCAUUUGCAGAUCAGAGGGGAAAAGACAAUUUGCAAACUUGCUUAAGUAGAAGUUCAAGCCAUUGUUUUGCCAAAAAUGUUAGAACUCUGAGUAUUGGGACAACUCAGGAAUCCCUUCCUUUUGGGGCAUUUUUAGAGACCACCACUGUAUUUUCCUUCAUGGCAGGCAUAUUUCCCUUCCUUUAAGCAGUUGCUCUUUUUAAAAGCAUGUACAUGCCAUCUUAUUGCACUAAGGGCGGCUUCUGUAAUCAGUGCAGUUGGGCUCCUGAAUGCCUUUUGACGCUACCCACUCCUCUCCCCAGGGACCAAAAGGAGGUUAUGCUGUGCAGCUCAGCCAGUUGAUGGUUGUAGGGUGCUGCUUGGUGCUGUUCCAGUCCUUUGUCUUGUUCCCUGGUCUACUGGAGGCUUUUCCAGCCAUGGCUCGAGGUUGGUUCUGCUACAUCUUCCUCAGGAAUCCCCUCCUUUCUUCUUUAGAGCUCAGCUGUUUUUAUACUGAGGACUGAGUGGCUGGAUAUUCAGCAGACAUCCUCUGCUUGAAACCACUCACCUAAUAAAAUGUAUUUGGCACUUCUUGCCUCUUUGCAGAUGCGAAGGAUUUUCUUUUUACACAAGCACAGUCAGAGCAGUGGUGGAUGCUGCUAGUUCUUCGCUUAAUAAUGCACUUGUGUGUUUUCUCCUACUCUUGCCCCCAUCAUCAGCAGGUCCAUUCUUCCCAACGCUUUAUAAUUUCAAUGCACAGGCUCUGAUUUUCCUAAAUCUUACUUGUUCUUUCCUAACCUUGUGUGUUGCCCUGAUUCCCGUGCGAAGACAUGGUACGGGCUGUGCUCUAGCCAUCUAUACUGUGUGUAUGCGUGUCUUCUGAGGAGGUUUGUUCCUUUUCAUUGGCCCUAAUUUGUUCCAUCUAAUGUUAAGUGCAUUGGUUUCUAGGAUAGCGGUUAUGCUCAUGGUACAGUCUCAAGUAGAUCUCUUUCACCUGGAGCUGCUGUGGAUACCAGAGGACUUGGCCUGCAUCUGAGAACUUAUCUUGCAUGUUUUAGAAACCAAGACCUAUUACUUUAGUUUGGCCAAGGCCUGUUUCCAGAUAGCCAGCUCCAAAAGGAAUUAAGCAAGAUUAUGUAAUCCUCUAAUAGAUUAUUCUGUAAAUAGUUUGUACAAUAAAUAAAAUAUUUAAAAUUU
This is a messenger RNA of Podarcis raffonei (Aeolian wall lizard), 5666 nucleotides long. RefSeq names its product apoptosis resistant E3 ubiquitin protein ligase 1 (gene AREL1). The record is from RefSeq and is a predicted model, not a curated record. Gene Ontology annotation, molecular function: ubiquitin-protein transferase activity. The transcript is spliced from 19 exons. Gene Ontology annotation, biological process: positive regulation of protein catabolic process; proteasome-mediated ubiquitin-dependent protein catabolic process; protein polyubiquitination. Lineage: Eukaryota; Metazoa; Chordata; Lepidosauria; Squamata; Lacertidae. The coding region runs from base 290 to 2761 and encodes 823 amino acids.